AUGAACGAAACUUGUGGUUCUGAGAAUCACAUUGCGAUUGUAAAAAUCAGUGCUGAACAGUCCACUAACAAUGCGGCAGGGGCAAUGGGUGCCUUUUACGAGGCCAUGAAUUGUCAGACCAUGCCAUUAAUAUGGCUCAACACAACCAGCUGCAACUCAUGCCGCAGCAUCAAGUCUGCAACAUACAAUGGCACCAUUGCUUCUACCUGCGCAGCUUCAGUGGAUAUUCAAAACUCUGGCCAAGUGCUGUCUGUAACGAUUCCUCAAGAAGGCCAUGUGCUAGAGCGAAUGAUAAAUUGUUCCGAAGGCUCAUCAAAGUGUGAUGCUAUACAUCUUGUCAAACUUUUCGCACGAUUUGGAAGGGUUAUCGGUGAGAAGAUUUAUAAUUAUUCUGCCACAAAUAAAGGCAAAUUCUUUGGCAUGUCACUGUAUUGUGUUUGGUCUGUGUUGACUUCAAGCCCUGCCGUUCAUGCUUGA
This is a messenger RNA of Echinococcus granulosus, 477 nucleotides long. RefSeq lists its product as hypothetical. Lineage: Eukaryota; Metazoa; Platyhelminthes; Cestoda; Cyclophyllidea; Taeniidae. The coding region runs from base 1 to 477 and encodes 158 amino acids. The record is from RefSeq and is a predicted model, not a curated record. The transcript is spliced from 5 exons.